CGCCCCCUUCAGCUGCAGAGAGAAGGACGUUCUGGACGUGCAGGAGGAAAAACAAGCAGCCGAGUGCAGUGAAGGGGGUCCAGCUGAUUCCCAGUAUACAGUUUCCUCUACAGCAGGAGAUAAAGAGGGGGAUCAUGUCACCGAGUAAACAGAUUCGAGUGCUGGUCCUUAAUGACAUGGAAAAACUCGACAGGACCCUCUUCCGCCUGGAGCAAGGUUUUGAGCUGCAGUUCAGGCUGGGUCCGACUCUCCAGGGCAAAAAUAUUCAUGUUCACACCAACUACCCGGCCCAGGGCGAGCAGUUCGAUCGGCACCGCUUUCGCACGCUGGACUGGAUCAAUCCCACGGGCAGAGAGGACGAUUCGGACAAGUUCUGCUCCCUCGAGCUGCAGAUCGCCGGCUCCUACCAGUAUUACUUUGGACAAGGAGAUAAAGAUAAGAGUGGGGGAGGGUAUAUAGUGGUGGAUCCGAUGCUGCGAGUAGGAGCUGAUAACCAUGUCCUACCGUUAGACUGCAUCAGCAUCCAGACCUACCUGGCCAAGUGCCUGGGACCUCUGGACGAGUGGCUGGACCGACUCAGAGUGGCCAAAGAGACCGGCUAUAAUAUGAUCCAUUUCACACCGCUGCAGACUUUGGGUGAAUCCCGCUCCUGCUACUCCUUGGCUGACCAGCUGGAGCUCAACCCGGACUUUUCUCCCCCCGGGCAGAACUACACCUGGACGGACGUGGGUAACCUGGUCGAGAAGAUGAAGAAGGAGUGGGACAUGCUGUGUAUUACUGAUGUUGUUUACAACCAUACAGCUGCUAACAGCGUGUGGAUACAGAAGCAUCCAGAGUGCGGCUAUAACUUGCUGAACUCCCCCCACCUACGUCCAGCCUGGGUACUGGACAGGGCACUGUGGCAUGUGACCUGUGACAUUGCAGACGGAAAAUAUGCAGACCGGGGCGUUCCUGCCCUGUUACAAAACGAACAUCACAUGAAUUCCAUCCGAGGAAUCUUCUGGCAGGAUGUGUAUCCCAAGACAAAGCUGUGGGAGUUCUUCCAGGUGAAAGUGGAGCCUCUGGUGGAGAAAUUCAGGACUUUGCUGCAGAAUGGAUCCAAACCCAGCAAGAUUCAGACUGAUGGUAAGAAGCAGCUGAAGAUCAUCCAGGACCCUCAGUACAACCGCUUUGGGUGCACAGUAGACCUGAAUACAGCUCUGGAGAUCUUUGUUUCCAAUGGAAACAGUCCUGGGGCCAUAGAAGACUGCUGUAACUGGUUCAGAAAGAGACUGGAGGAGCUGAACGCAGAACAGUUCAAAGAGGUCAACUAUCAUCAGGAACAGGCCACUAAUUGCUGUAUGGGUACGGUGUCUUAUGAGCGCCUGGCGGAUCACGGCCCCAAGCUCGGCCCAGUCACCAGAAAGCAUCCUCUGGUCACAAGGUAUUUUACUUUCCCAUUCAAAGAGUCACCUCUAGAGCAGGACCUGCUGCUCAUGGACCAGCCGGACAAAGCCUGCCACUUCCUGGCCCACAACGGCUGGGUGAUGGGGGACGAUCCACUGCGCAACUUUGCAGAACCAGGCUCUAACGUGUACAUCAGGAGAGAGCUGAUUUGCUGGGGCGACAGCGUGAAGCUUCGCUAUGGCAAAGGCCCAGAGGACUGCCCGUAUCUGUGGGCACACAUGCAGAAAUACACAGAAAUUACAGCUAAAUACUUUACCGGAGUCCGGCUCGACAACUGCCACUCAACCCCACUGCAUGUGGCUGAGGCCAUGCUGGCUGCGGCCAGGGCGGUCAGGCCCAAUCUGUAUGUGAUAGCUGAGCUGUUUACGGGCAGCGAGCUGAUUGACAAUGUGUUUGUAAACCGGCUGGGAAUUACCAGUCUGAUCAGAGAGGCACUGAGUGCAGGGGACAGUCAUGAAGAAGGCCGGUUGGUGUAUCGGUACGGUGGAGAGCCUGUGGGAGCUUUCCUUCAGCCGAGUCUCCGCCCACUGGUGCCCAGCAUCGCUCACGCCAUGUUCCUGGACAUUACCCAUGACAACGAGUGUCCCAUUCAGAUUCGCUCAGCAUUCGACUCUCUGCCCAGUUCUGCUAUCGUCUCCAUGGCGUGCUGUGCUACAGGCAGCACACGAGGCUACGACGAGUUCGUUCCUCAUCAGAUCUCGGUGGUUACAGAGGAACGCUUCUAUCAGAAGUGGAACCCUCAGGCUAAGCCCUCCCCACCUGGAGAGGUCAGCCUGCAGUCGGGCAUCAUCGCUGGAAAACUGGCUCUGAACCGCCUGCAUCAGGAGCUGGCAGCCAAGGGCUUCAGCCAGGUGUACGUGGAUCAGGUGGAUGAGGACAUCGUAGCAGUGACCCGCCACUGUCCCAGCUCACACCAGUCUGUAGUGGCCGUGUGUCGCACCGCCUUCAAAAACCCCAAACACCACAAGUACUCUGACGAGGUUCCACCCAUGUUCAUCCCGGGUAAGAUAGAGGAGGUGGUGCUGGAGGCUCGCACGGUGGAGAGGCAGGCGGGCUCGUACAUGAAAGAUGAGAAGAGCAUUAAUGGUUUGCCUGGUUUAACAGUGGAGAUUAAAGAGCACAUCCAGUUGAAGGACAGCACAGUGGUGAAGCAGGCUGGGGUGACGUCUCGAGGCCGCAGCGAGUUUGUGCAGGAGAUUGUGUUUGAGCGUCUAACGCCUGGCAGUGUGAUUGCUUUCAGGGUGAGUUUGGACCCUACAGCUCAGGAGCUUGUGGGGAUUCUGAGGACUCAUCUCAUUCAGUUUAACCCUCACUAUGCAGCAGGCAGCAUACCAGAUAAGAACGCCCCAGAAAUACUGAAAACUCCACUGAAAGAAUUGAUGGAGAAGCUGACGCUGGCUGAUAUGAAUGUGCUGAUGUUUCGCUGUGAUGAAGAGGAGAAGGAAGAUGGAGGGGGCUGUUACAGCAUCCCUGGCUGGACCACCCUAAAGUAUGGUGGCCUGCAAGGUCUGUUGUCAGUGAUGGCUGACAUUCGGCCUAAGAAUGACUUGGGCCACCCAUUCUGUGAUAACCUGAGACAGGGUGACUGGAUGAUCGAUUAUGUGAGCAGCCGGCUGGUGUCCCAUGGAGGAACACUCGGAGAGGUUGGUCAGUGGUUCCAGGCCAUGUUUGGCUACCUCAAACACAUCCCUCGCUACCUCAUCCCCUGCUACUUUGAUGCUGUGCUGGUUGGGGCCUACACUACUGCCCUGGAUGCUUCCUUCAAAUUAAUGUCCAGUUUUGUGCAGCAAGGCUCCUCAUUUGUGCGCCAGCUGGCUCUGGGUUCAAUCCAGAUGUGUGGCAUUGGGCGUUUUCCUGCUCUGCCUCCUCUCUCUCCCGCUCUCACCGACGUUCCUUACAGAACCAACAGCAUCACCCAGCAGGAGCAGCAGUUCUGCGUGUCCAUGGCUGCAGGUUUACCUCAUUUCUCUGCUGGAAUCUUCCGCUGUUGGGGCAGAGACACCUUCAUUGCUCUGCGGGGCCUCCUGCUGGUCACCGGCCGUCACCUGGAGGCCAGGAACAUCAUCCUGUCGUUUGCUGGUACUCUAAGACACGGGCUGAUCCCGAACCUGCUGGGUGAGGGUGUUUCUGCCCGGUUUAACUGUCGUGAUGCUGUAUGGUGGUGGCUUCAGUGUAUCCAGGACUACUCCACCAUUGUUCCUAACGGAACCAGCAUCCUGCAGUGUCCCGUCUCCAGGAUGUACCCCACCGACGACUCACAGCCACAAGCUCCAGGAACAGUGGAUCAGCCUCUGUAUGAUGUGAUUCAUGAAGCUCUGCAGCGCCACAUGCAGGGGAUCGAGUUCAGGGAGAGAAAUGCUGGACCUCAGAUUGACCGCAACAUGAGAGAUGAAGGUUUCAACAUUGUGGCCAAGGUGAACCCCGACACUGGCUUUGUUUAUGGAGGAAACCGCUUCAACUGUGGAACCUGGAUGGAUAAAAUGGGUGAAAGUGAAAGAGCGCGCAACAAGGGCAUCCCUGCUACACCCAGGGACGGUUCAGCAGUGGAGAUUGUGGCUCUGUGUAAAUCUGCAGUGCGCUGGCUGGUGGAGCUCCAUAAGCAGGGUCUUUUCCCUUACGACUGUGUAACCAUCAACAAAGACGGUGCAAAACUCACUGUGCCGUACGCAGACUGGAACAGAAACCUACAGAACAACUUUGAGAAAAUGUUCUACGUGUCUCAGGACCCAAAAGACCCCAAUGAGAAACACCCUGAGCUGGUCCACAAAAGGGGAAUUUACAAGGACAGCGUCGGAGCCUCCAGCCCCUGGUGUGAUUAUCAGCUCCGCCCCAACUUCACCAUCGCCAUGGUGGUGGCACCAGAGCUGUUUACAGUUGAGAGGGCCUGGGAGGCUCUGAACAUGGCUGAGAAGCUGCUGGGACCACUGGGAAUGAAGACGUUAGAUCCAGAUGACAUGGUUUACUGUGGCGUUUAUGACAAUUCACUGGACAAUGACAACUACAACCUAGCCAAAGGCUUCAACUACCACCAAGGCCCUGAAUGGCUUUGGCCGGUCGGCUACUUCCUGCGUGCCAAGUUAUACUUCGCCAAGAAACUUGGGAAGGAAACUUACGACAAGACGGUGUAUUUAGUGAAGAAUGUCCUGUCUCGUCAUUAUGUCCAUUUGGAACGGUCCCCCUGGAAGGGUCUGCCAGAACUGACCAAUGAGAACGGCCAGUACUGCUCCUUCAGCUGCGAGACACAGGCCUGGUCUAUUGCUACUGUUCUGGAGGUCCUGUAUGAUCUGUGAGCUUUGAGAAGCUGAGAUCCACCAGACUUGGAGGGCUUCCCCCAAGUUUUCUGCUGGAUGUACCUGUGCUUCUUGAAGGCAAUAGAAACAUAGUAUACACUGAGUUGCCAUUUUAUUAGGUACUACCCACUGUACCUACUUCACCUACCUGUUAGAUUGGAUUUAUUGGGUUCUACCUACUAUGCUCAAUAGCCAUAAGCCCGUAUUUGUGCACAUUUGCAUUUAUAUAUUUACAUUUACUGGAUUUGCCUGACACUUUUAUCUAGAGCAACUUACAAAGGUUAUUCCGGUUACAGAGGUGGUCGAGUGUUUUGUUGGGAGUCUUGCCCAAAGACUCUUAUUGGUAUAUAACAUAGCAUAGUCACCCAGACCAGGAAUUGAACCACAAUCUCCUACCUGCUCACUGGCAGGUGGUGGUGUCAUCCACUGUGCCACACCAACCACACAUUUCUGUCUUUGAUUAGAGAAGGAACACCGCUGACCAUUCUGAGUACCAUACUGGUUAAUAGACCUUUCCACUGGAAGAUAUCAAAGUAUUACCGGUUUUUUAACACACCUGAGCUGGGAUUAGUGUUCCAGCUGCAGGGCACCAGCAUAGUUGUUUCUAAUAAAGUGGCCAGUGUAUUAUAAAGCAUACUGAGAUAGACGGGAUGCAGUAAAACUUCAUGAACAUCCAGUAAACUGAUAAAAUGGCCAUUAAGUGUAGGUAAAAGGGAUAUAUAUAUGGACAAAAGUUAAUUAAUACAAUGUUUUGUCCACAGUUAAGGGCAUUGAAAACUAGUUUAUCUUGCUAUUGUUGCAGUAACUGUUUCUACUGUCUAGAAAAGGCUUUGGAAGGGAAUUUAAAGAUUUGAUCCAGUGACAAGACCGCUGUAGGGGUCAACUGUGUUUAUUAAUCUGCUCCAGCAAGUCUUAUUCUUUUGGCAGUAUGACUAUUAAACUAGCUGUAAGGGCAUUUUUACAUCUGUGCAUUUAUUAGAAGGUUUGUCCACAAUCACUUGCACAUAUAGUGUGCAGUAGGUUUACUAAAUAAACUGGUGACUCAGUGUAGGUUAUAGUAUGUGCACUGUACGGUACAAUAGGUUACAUGAACCUGUGCUCUGCCAGUAUCACUAGAAUGUCUAAUCCUUGGUCUAACCCACUUCACGUAUCCCAGCACUUGGGCACAUUUCACAGCUGCCUUCAAUUCCCAUUUAGUCUUCCUCUAAUCCACAGUUCCCUUUGAGUGACUGAAUUUUAAUGGCUGUAGUCCUGCUGCUGUUUCUGUAACUGUGUGUCUUUGUGUUGUAUUUGUGCGUGUUUACUGUAGAAGGGCUGGUAUGAAAUGUCUCUGUUUUCCCUGUGAAUUCACUUAAUGGAAUUUACACAGCUAUGUGCAAUUAGAAACCACUGGAGACACUGAAAUAAACAGAGAGAUAAACAGAAA
Astyanax mexicanus (Mexican tetra) is the source of this 6162-nucleotide messenger RNA. RefSeq names its product amylo-alpha-1, 6-glucosidase, 4-alpha-glucanotransferase a (gene agla). The record is from RefSeq and is a predicted model, not a curated record. NCBI's taxonomy places the organism in Eukaryota, Metazoa, Chordata, Actinopteri, Characiformes, Acestrorhamphidae. Bases 135 to 4736 code for a protein of 1533 amino acids. The transcript is spliced from 34 exons. Gene Ontology annotation, molecular function: amylo-alpha-1,6-glucosidase activity; 4-alpha-glucanotransferase activity. Gene Ontology annotation, biological process: glycogen catabolic process; glycogen biosynthetic process.